Messenger RNA from Dalotia coriaria, 4004 nucleotides. It is a transcript of the gene Synj, whose product is annotated as synaptojanin. Gene Ontology annotation, biological process: synaptic vesicle endocytosis; phosphatidylinositol dephosphorylation. NCBI's taxonomy places the organism in Eukaryota, Metazoa, Arthropoda, Insecta, Coleoptera, Staphylinidae. Gene Ontology annotation, molecular function: phosphatidylinositol-4,5-bisphosphate 5-phosphatase activity; nucleic acid binding. The record is from RefSeq and is a predicted model, not a curated record. The transcript has 4 exons. The coding region runs from base 170 to 3574 and encodes 1134 amino acids.
CAUUCACCAAUGACGUACGAAUAUUCCCGACCUUCCAGAGAUUCCCUUUGGGUCAGCAGGACAGCAGGAGGCGACCGUGAUUGUGAUAAGUGGAGAUAAGGCACCGAAUUAAGCGGAAAAAUGUUUCAUCGCUUCUAAUAUCUUGGGUGUUGGCAACGAAAGCGUAAAAAUGGCAAUGUACAAGGGUUUUCGCGUCUUGGAAAAGAACCAGCCGCCGAAUCCGCUCAGCAUUCUGCUGGAACACCGUGGUAAAGAAGAGACACUACUCUUUGAAAGUCAAGCUGUUGCUGUUUUAUCUGCACAAGAAACAGAUGCUGUCAAGAAACAAUACACCAAGAUAUUAGAUGCAUACAGUUGUCUUGGAGUCCUCCAACUGAAUGCUGGAGAGUCAAGUGUGCUUUAUCUUGUGAUGGUCACAGGAUGUUUCUCAAUGGGAAAAAUUGGAGACUCAGAGAUAUUCAGAAUCACUCAAACACAAUUCAUUCCAUUACACUAUCAACAUUCAGAGGAAAGAAUAGCAGAAGUGAGGAAAUUACUCAACUCUGGUACAUUCUACUUCUCAUGGGCAGGCACAGGCACUUCCACAAUCCCCAUAAAAUCUCCACUUGAUUUAACCCUCUGUGCCCAAAGAAAAGCUCGCACUUCACUAACAGACCACAGAUUCUUUUGGAAUCGUAUGCUGCACAUCCACCUGGUGCGUUUCGGCAUUGAAACCUCCUCAUGGCUGGUGAAAGUAAUGUGUGGAUCAGUGGAAUUACGCACUGUUUAUGUCAGCCAUCGCAAGGCAAUCGCCGCUGUUAUUUCACGACUCAGCUGUGAACGAGCUGGAACACGAUUUAAUGUACGAGGCACCAAUGAUGAAGGCCAUGUGGCAAACUUCGUCGAAACUGAACAAGUAAUCUUCAUCGAGAAUGAAAUAUCCUCAUAUGUACAAACACGUGGAUCAGUCCCACUUUUCUGGGAGCAACCAGGGGUGCAAGUAGGUUCACACAAAGUGAAAUUAUCCAGAGGAUACGAAGCAUCACGAUCCGCAUUUGAUAGACAUAUGAGUAUGAUUAAAGAACGAUAUGGAAGACAAGUUAUUGUCAAUCUCCUGGGUACCAAUCUAAUUGGUAGCAAGGAGGGUGAAAGUACACUUAGUAAUGAAUUCCAGAAGCACCACAAUGAAUCCCCACACACAGACAUUCCACAUAUUGUCUUUGAUUAUCACCAGGAGUGUCGCGGUGGUAACCAAACAAAUCUAUCGAAAUUAAAAUCGAAAGUUGAUCAACAAUUACAAGAGCAUCAGUUUUAUCACGCUGAUGGCACUAAUGUGUACUGUCAACAAACAGGUACAAUCCGAACAAAUUGUUUGGAUUGUUUAGAUCGUACCAACUGCGUUCAGACCUUCUUCGGUUUGGAAACGUUGAACAAACAACUGCAGGUGAUGAAUAUGAUCGAUAAGAAACAAACAGUCACACGGUUUGAAGAAGUGUUCAAACAAAUGUGGGUUAACAACGGGAAUGAAAUCAGUAAAAUCUACGCGGGGACCGGUGCAAUCCAAGGAAGUUCCAAGUUGAUUGACGGGGCAAGAUCAGCAGCAAGGACAAUUCAGAAUAAUCUCUUAGACAACUCAAAACAGGAAGCCAUUGAUAUCCUCCUCGUGGGAUCCACAUUGAGCACUGAACUUGCAGACAGAGCAAGAACUCUUCUACCUUACAAUACUCUUCAUGCUCCACCACAUGUCCUGCGAGAAAUGUGUCGUCGUUACACAGAGUAUACAACACCAAUGGAGUUGCGUGUUGUUGUAGGGACGUAUAACGUCAACGGUGGGAAACACUUCCGAAGCGUUGUGUACAAAGAUGCUUCCCUGUCGGAUUGGUUAUUAGAUCCGCAAGUAACAAGCGGAAAUGGAAGUUUAAUGGAUGCUGCAAGUCCAAGUGAAGAUGGGAAGAUCCCAGAUAUUUUCGCGGUGGGAUUCGAGGAGAUUGUUGAUCUAAACGCAUCGAAUAUAAUGGCGGCAAGCACGGAAAACGCCAAGGCAUGGGCGGAAGAGUUACAGAAAGUGCUAUCACGAGAUAGAUCAUAUGUGCUUGUAUCAUAUCAACAGUUGGUCGGUGUUUGUCUCUAUGUUUACGUACGACCUGAACAUGUACCGUAUAUAAGAGACGUUGCUGUGGAUUCAGUAAAAACUGGUCUAGGAGGACACACGGGUAACAAGGGCGCUGCUGCAAUAAGAUUAGUCAUCAAUGCGACAUCCCUGUGCUUUGUCUGUGCACAUUUUGCUGCUGGGCAGUCGCAGGUUACAGAAAGAAACGCGGAUUAUGCGGAAAUCACAAGGAAAGUUAAUUUUCCAAUGGGCAGGACCCUGAAUUCACAUGAAUAUCUUUUCUGGUGUGGCGAUUUUAACUAUCGCAUUGAUAUGGAUAAAGAAGAACUGCGGGAGACUUUAAAACUAGGCGCACUUGAACUUCCCUUAGAGAAUGAUCAACUUAAAAAACAACAAGAGCAAGGUCUGGUGUUUAAGAAUUUCAUCGAAGGCGAUAUAACAUUCCCACCAACUUACAAGUAUGAUUUGUUCAGUGAUGAUUACGAUACCAGUGAAAAAUGCAGAGCUCCCGCAUGGACUGAUCGUGUCCUAUGGAGACGUAGACCCCUACUCCCUGAAAACGGCGAGGAGAACUUCAAUCCAGGUCAAUUGAUCCACUACGGCCGGGCGGAUUUGAAACAAAGCGAUCAUCGACCCGUAGUGGCCGUUAUCGACAUCGAGGCUAGAAGAGUGGAUGAAGAAGCGCGUGAUAAUGUAUUCUACCAGGUCAUUCGGGAUCUGGGUCCCCCUGAUGGUACUAUAAUAGUCCAUUGUGAGACACCCGCCCCCGAAGGGGAGGAAAGUGUGUUCGAUGAUAACUUAAUGAAUGCUUUACUAAUGGAAUUGUCUCAAUUCGGUGAUGCUAUCCUGGUGCGUUUUGUUGCGGAGACAAUGUGGGUGACAUUCCGGGAUGGACAGUCAGCUCUACAAGCCGCCGCUCGAAAAUCUCUUAGAGUAUUGGAUACAGAGUUGAUUCUGUCAUUGAAAACCCCCAAUUGGGUAGAACAAGCAAAAGAGGAGAUUGGAUUGUGUUCGAGUAACACUAUCCCGCUGUAUAAUUUAUCCCUGCAGGAAUAUAAUUGUUUGGGGAUACCUGAUGUAAAUAAACCCAAGGCACCACCAUGCCGCCCGCCACCACCCAGUGUGAGAUCACCAGCACCUCAGAAGAAAAUCACACCCAAAGCGGGUGUUAUUAGUAUCCCGCUUAAGCAGGUACCACCUGAGAUGCCUCCACCCAUGCAACCAACACAGGCACCACCCAUACCACCAUCGCCAUCUCAUCCAGUGGCCCCACCACCAAUCUCACCACCUCAGGUUGAUGAUAGUGGGAUUUAUGAAGAGAUUAAUGAUGAUAUUAUCAGUCGGCCGGAGCCACAGGGCCCUCCACCGCCGCCACCGCGUCCCGAACCAGCCAACCUACCGCCGUUGCCACAGCGGACGGCGGCGCCGCCGCCCGUGCCGGCACGUUCGGCGGGCCCGCCCCCGCUACCUGCUCGGCCACGUUAAACACAGCAUGUGCGUGUGUUUAGUACUAUUAGAUUAGGCAAAUUGAUUGCUUUGAUUUUUCGGUUGGCUGUACACUAGUCGGAGCAAUAUUUUUAGGGCCAGUAUUAACUCUUAACGAAUUUAAUAACUUGAUUGCGCUAGCCGCACGUUUAAUUUAUUCGUAGUCAACGUACUUGUAAUUAUUUCUUGCCGGCCAGCGGGUUUAUGUGCGUUUUGCGUGUUAGGUGGAUUCGAGACAGCAAUAUCGGUUUGUCAUUUUCUCCUGUAUGUAAGUGUUGUAAAGUCAAAUGCUGCAUAUUAUACAUUCCAUUUGAAACAAGAAUACAAACGAACAAAAUCUAUUAUAGUUAUGCAUUACAAUUUUAAACAUGAAAUGUUGCAUAUAUCAAUGUUAUAGUUACUUAAAGAAUAAUAAAUGGAUUAAAAUUUA